Molecule: messenger RNA, 1087 nt
Organism: Bactrocera neohumeralis
Lineage: Eukaryota; Metazoa; Arthropoda; Insecta; Diptera; Tephritidae
Exons: 1
Coding region: 162-905 (247 amino acids)
Source: RefSeq, a predicted model, not a curated record
CAUUCAAUAAAAUAUUCAAUAAAAAUAACGGAACGAAAAAUAACAAAAUUUUUAUAUGCAAAGCAUAUGCUGCAAAAAUUUUCCACGUGAAUUCGGAGAAAAUUGCCUUCAAACAUACCAAGAAUUGCGAAUGCUGCUAAACUCCAAAUCGUUUCAGCGGAAUGUCGUUUCUAAAAAGACUAGCCAAAUGUGUUAUAGCAACAGUUCGGACUAAAAAUAUAGCCAACGAUAUAACAAAUACCUUCUUCGACAUUGUGCGCGGCGAAUCGAAUAAGGUGCAAGCCAAAGAGUCGAAAUGUCCGCCACAAAGAGAACCAUACCGCAAACGGAAUACGAAAGCUAUAUAUUAUCGCUCACACUGCGCGAAACCGUACCCCAUUUGUGGUGUGAAGAUGCUGUCUUUGAAAUCGUGUAAACCGCAGCGCACAUGGUCUAUAGAAGUGGAAAAGUGUUGUACCGAGCUCUGCAAGUGGGCGCAUCCGCGUUUCGACGAUCUCUACUAUAUGCCGGGCGAUAAUUUGAAUAAGAAAUAUCAACGCACAUGGGCCGAAUGUACAACGUUCCGUGUGGCGCCAAAGGCGAUAUGUUGUCACCAGCAAACUAAAUAUAAGCCGCCAAAGCGUCGCAAGCCACGACGCGCCAUUCCGGUGUGUGAUGAUAUGAAGACAUGCCGUUUAACACUGUUGUGCCGCAAUCAUCUGUCGAAACGUUGUCCAAAGCUCAUUUGGCCCGGUUGUAAGCCGGCGCGCGAACCACCAGACUGCCAUCUCAAGCGGGCAGAUUGUGGACCCAGAAAAUGCACACCUUAUCCGAGUUUCUCGGAGUGCUUGAAAGAUAAGGUGUGUGCAUUGAAGCCGGUUGAGUGUAAUUGUCAUCGAAUAGAACCGAGAUGCUGGAGUCGCUAAGUGAAGCUGAUUGGGGACGCUACAGAAGUUUCACAACUGUCACAGUUUUUGUCAACAGUGAGUUGAGUUGAAAUGCAAGUUUGAACACAAUUUUCGUCAAAUGUUCGCGUGCGGUUCGCCAAUCGCUGCUUUUUGGAAAACUAUUGAUGAUUUUUUAACGAUUUCAUCUAUGGUGUUUCCAA